This is a messenger RNA of Onychostoma macrolepis, 3390 nucleotides long. Its product is annotated as transmembrane protein 229B-like. The record is from RefSeq and is a predicted model, not a curated record. Bases 1444 to 1953 code for a protein of 169 amino acids. The transcript has 2 exons. Lineage: Eukaryota; Metazoa; Chordata; Actinopteri; Cypriniformes; Cyprinidae.
GUUUCAAUAGUGAAAAAUAAUGGCUGUGUUCAUGAACACCCCCACAUUCAUAGCAUUGGUUGAGCCAAUUAAUCGAGAUAAUGCUCAAAGAGAGAUGUUUUGUGCCUCAGUCUUUUCACUUUUUACACUGUUGCAAUGUAUGACUGUGGUUUUCAGAAAGUAUACAAAAAAAUACUUUACGACCUCUAUUUAUUUUAUCUUUUAUUUUUUUGUGUGUGCAAAUUUGCGUUGGACUCUGUUCCCCACUAAUCAGUCAUUUGACUUUUUUAUUACGCAGCGGAGCAAAGCAAACAUGAGAGAUAUAAUAAAGGUGCCAUGGCAGCUUUUGUAUGUCCUGGAGGAAGGUUCUUCCUUUGCAUGAACUAGAGCUAUUAUUCAUAGUGAUGUGCUUGACUUCCCCUUAUUUUAGGUUAAUGCCUCUCGUGUCAUUAGUCCAGCUCACAUAAUUGUUUAUCUUGACUUUCUGUGAGAAACGGGAAAUGGAUGUGAUAUGGAGCAGAUAACUAAUUUUAAUUGCUAAUGUAUCAUUGUCAUAUUCUGUAUAAUGAGUGUUUUGGUCAGCUGCAUAAUGUGAUAUUUACCUGAAAUAUCAACUUAUAUCUACGGCUCUGUUCCAAAACAUAGUGAGAUGUCUUGCAGUCUACUGUCUUCAUAGGAAGCUGCGUUUUAAAUAAUUAUCACUGAAAUAAAGCAUAGCGUGAAGCCUACAGGAGAAUUGACUAAAAAUUGAUUUCAAAAACAUUUGAGCAAGUUGCAAAGCUGAACAGUUUAAUAUAUUAUAUAUUAAUACUAUUAUAAACUUUUUUUUUAUAGAUACAUAUAUGAAUUAAAUGGAUAAUUAUUUAUUUUUCUUUUUAUAAUAUGUAUGUUUGUAAUUGAUAUUUCUCUCACUUUGUUGCUAUGAUUGAUGGACUUUUUCACAAAACGAAAUGCAUUCUGGGAUUGCCUUGGAAUGUAGGCAAACAUAUAUAUUUUGCAUCAAGAAUGCACAUAACAAUGCAACCAGAAAACCUCACUAGAGAAAUCUUGAAGACUUGUGUGAUGGCUUUAGGCCGACCACAGUCUUCAUUUUGACUGUGUAUGCAAAAGUUGCAUGGUUUUAAUAACUACUACAUCUGCUUAAAGCCAAAAAACCUCUCUUCCAUGACAUCAAGUGAUAACAUCCAAAACUUCUGCUAAUAUGAACAAUGAUGUGCAGGCCUAUCACAGCUCCCCCAGAAAGCCUUAUGCCAGUCUAUCUGUUCACAUCUCUUGAUCCCAUAGUAUGCUUAGGGUCCCCGCCCUUUAGACUCUUUAUUUCUGUACAGCCCGAGUGGGGAUGUCACUGAUAGCGCUGGCUUAAUAUUUAGCCAUUGUGCUCUCAGGACUAGAGAACUUAGGCAGUAACAGGAAAUGGUGUAGAUUCAGAAGCUGCUCUGUGCUGUUAAGUUGGACGAACUGGAGAUGGAGUCUAGAACAUUACUGAUGAGAAGGCAGGGCCCUAAGAGUGAUGACACUGACGUCUCUGGGCAGAUCACACCCACAACCCUCUCACCUCUCGCCCGACUGUACAUUUACGCCCUUCACGGCUGUCUCUGUGAGGUGGCGUUCACCGCAGCCUGGGAUUGGUACUACACCCACGACCACAGACUCGCAGGUCACACAAGCCUAUGGGCACUCCUUAUUUACAGCUCUGCCAUCUUCUUCAUGGAGGGCCUAAGUGCAAGACUGCAGCAGAAACACUGCCCCCUACCAGUCAGGCUGACUGUCUACACUCUCUUCAUCUAUAUGUGGGAGUUUACCUGGGGUUUUCUGCUCAGGCUGUUCGGGGCCUGUCCUUGGGACUAUUCAGAAUUCAGGUAUAACUUAAUAGGCCUGGUGACGCUCGAAUAUGCCGUUCCCUGGGCGUUGGCGGCACUUAUAGCUGAAAAACAUGUGAUCAGGAACACUUUGAAGAUACGGCUAGAUAAGUAGUCAAUAUAAACAGAUAAUAACUGUUUAACAGAACAUGGUAAAAAUCUAUGCUUUUGUAUUGGGAUAGAGUGUUAGGUAGGCCUGAUAAAUGCUACAAUGCUAAUAAAACAGUCGGGUUUCAGAAAUAAAAACCACAUUCAUUUUCUCCAUUGAAAAAUUGAUUAUUAAUGAACUUAUUAAUUUUUAAAAGACAGACCUUCUGUGAGUUACAAGGUUGUUAAUCAGUGGUGUAUUAUUUUGUUGAAGCCAUCAGUCCUCAUUUGUUUGUUUUAAUAUUCCUGUUUAACUGCAACAUUCCUGGCAAAAACUACAUAAACCAUGAUUGUGCAAAGAAAUCACUAUCAAUCAGAGAACAGAAGCAAGCAAAUCCCACCCACUCCUGUGAAACACUGUAAAAAACAUUACCUACAUAAAUAUUUGUAUAUAUUAUGCAUUAUAUAUAUAUAUAUAUAUAUAUAUUAUAUAUUUAUUUUGAAACAUGCAUAAAAUGUUGUUUUGAAUACACAAUAGGCAUUCUUAAAAUAAUAGUUUUAUAUAAAGAUAGAUAUAGAUAUAUAUCCGUCAUUUUUCAUUUAAUUAUAUCAUUUGCAGUGCUUCAUGGGAUUGUCUCUCUUGUGAUGUUGUGAUUCACCUUGUAGCUGUAGCUGGUUGCUUUGACUUGCAACUGUUUUACAAAGAUGUUUUUUUUUUUUUUUUAAAUCCCUAUGGGAAAAAUGAAUGGAAAAUUUACUUCCAAAACCAAGGUUGAUGAAAAAGCUCCGUUUUGCAAAAGUGAAGAUGAAACUCAGCUUAAAUGUCAGGAAAACAUUUCGGUAGAUUGCACAUAACAAUAACAAUAACAAUAACAAUAACAGAAAAACAGUUUAUAUGUUUAAUAACUGCUAAUACAGGCAAAAAUGGUUGGGACAAAACCAAAAUUCUGGCUUUGGUACAAAAUUCAGCCUUACACAAGUGUUGGAGUAAAUUUGUCAGGUCUACAGGUUUGCCCUUUCUGUUUGCUCUGUUUGUUAUACCAUGUUUCACUUCUACAGCCCUGCUUUUCAAUGAAUUGAGGGCAGUGAACCGCAUCUCACAUGUUUACCUCCAUUUCUAUCACAGUGUGGCCAAAUAUACUAGCUAGCUUUAACCACACAUUACCUAACACUACCUUAGCUUUUAUACUUUAUAAAACUGCUGAGUAGCAGCACAUUGUAGUCAGGCACCAAAAUUGGACAGCACCAUACCAUUUUACAUUUUGAUACCUAGAGUACCAACACUGUAGCCAGUCAGUUAUGUAUGACAGUUUUAUGAAAUUAAUUUAUAAUUGAUGGAAUAGGAAAGAUAUUAUGCAUUAAAUUAAAUCAAGCAACAGUACUAAUUAUGAUGCAGACUUACCAUUACAUUAAUUGUAUUUAAAAACCUUUUCAAGAUAUUUAUUUUUAUUUUUAUUUUUUUUUA